AUGGAUAUGCUGUCCAAAGCUACAAGGUCUGCUCAGCAAACACUCAUGAUUUGCCCAAAAAGACUUGUCAAGAUUGGAACCAACUUCGGAGAGGCAAAGACGCAGCCGAAGGUGGUUGCCAAGCAUGAGCCAUUUGCGAAUCCAACGUGGCUUCCACCCCCCAACAACAUCAAAAUAAAGUGCAAUGUGUGUUGUACUCUCGCGUUCAAAGAAGAUGCAGGCGCUAAUUCUGGUCGGGCCCUAUACACCGAGUCGCAUUUGGCAAAUUUGAUUGGCGAUAGAGAUGACAAGGGCGACCUGACCUUUGCCAUUGAUAUGGAGCCAUUCAUUGUCGAUGGAAAUCAAUUACUCACCACACAACUGAGAAAUCACGACGCAAACGGUGGAAGAAGGUGGAAGAAAGAACGACUCAAAGAUGCUUCUCUUGGGAUCGGUAUCACCUGUUUCAACUCUGAGGACGCUUCCGAACUACUCUCGGUAGUCGACACCGAUAUUUCGUCCGGUCAGGCUGUCUUCCCGGAGCAGGCUGAGCUCAGAGCGGCCUGGAAGAAACUUCCUGCCUGUCCGGAGUCUCCACUGCCUCUUCGACGAUACUAUCAUGAGUCCGAGGCCCGGCCCAAGCCAGGCGCCUCUAAAAGACUCGAAUAUCUUUUCGACGUGGAUAUCUCAUGGAGCCUUAAGGCCAAGCGAAGUGGGACUCCUCUGGCAAUGUGCAACAACAUCACUCAAACAAUCGAGAGCAAAAAUCUACCGCAACUCCGUCCAAUGGCACAAAAACCAACCAUCUGCCACAUCACCUACGUCUUCGAUGGAGGUGUGAUGGGAACCAGAAGUAUCGCGCGAACGAGACUCAGUUGCGUCUUUUGUCCUGACCGUCUACCUCACGCGACAUUCGACAGGCUGCACUUCCAUUAUCUGAGCCAUCAUGAUCAUUUUACCUUCCAAGUCCAUACGCCAUCAGCGACAAACUCCUCGUGGAUAAUCCGCACAGUGCGAGUUGAACUGUCUCUGCCUAAGUACGAGCGAGCUAGUGAUAACGUAAGCGAUCAACGAGAAAUCACCUGGAUCAAACCAGAUGUCCCAUUCGAUAUGCAACAGUACCUAUCAGAAGGUGGUUUCAAUACCUGGGCUAGCGGUAAACUGUCGGCACCCAAAAUUUCUGCGAAAACGAUCAAACCAAGCUUGAUUAGGAAAGGGAUUGCACGAGCCAAAGGGUCGCCCGCGAAUGGCCAACCACCGACGAGCCGUCCGCUCAAGCCGCCCGAGGAGGUUAAAGAUAUUCCACCAAGAAGGCGUCUAAAGUACACAGUGCCAGACCUCGAAGAAGUCACAUUGUUCCGUGCAGAAUCCAAGCGAAUAAUCGAACCUGGAGAAGUGCUUAGCGAAAGCGAUGCUGAACCGGACGACUCGUGGCUUUGGAUCAGACACAGAAAAGAGGAGUUCCCACAAUUGACUGGUACGGCCAGAGAGUUUGUGACACUAUUUGACGAUCACUUGGUGGAGGAGCCGACGAUCAAUGGGGGCGUGCAACUUUGCGAAUCGAUUGUUCGUUUUGUGAGGAAGUAUGCGUUACUGCUGGGGCAACCACACAUGCUGCAAGAGUUCGAGACCAAACUCAAUCAGCUCAAGAGGAGAAAACUGAUUAGGCAAAACUACAUCGAUUAUUGUUUUGCUCUGAUUGCAAACAAGGGCCAACCUUUACCCAGGCAGGCUGAGAAAGCAAAGGCCGAUAGUGCCUCAGUAAUUGGAGAGGGAUCAAAGGCUGCAGCUAGUCACGUCCUGUCACCGGAUCCCCAAAGGGACCAUAACAGACUGGAUGUGAUCAUGAUCAAUGAUAGUGACGAAGAGACUGGAGCUGAGGUCUCUCCAGCUAUACGUACUUCUGGCCAUCGCGAGCUGGUCCCAGAUCAUCCCGCAACGAAUGGUGUAGCUGGCAAGGCUGGCAAAGCUGACGAUGCCAGCGAGGACGUACACAUGGAGGAUGCCGUCCAUCAUGCGCCGAACACCUGUAUCUGCGGCAAGAUACCUAUGGGCGUCCGCAACGUCAUCACUUGCCAAAACCUCCGUUGCCCACAUUCAGAAUUUCACAUAGCUUGCGUUGGCCUCAAGAAGCGCGAACGCGGUUGGCGGUGCGAAGACUGCAGACCGCUGCCAGUAUCAUGA
Aureobasidium subglaciale EXF-2481 is the source of this 2163-nucleotide messenger RNA. RefSeq lists its product as uncharacterized. The transcript has 2 exons. The record is from RefSeq and is a predicted model, not a curated record. Lineage: Eukaryota; Fungi; Ascomycota; Dothideomycetes; Dothideales; Saccotheciaceae. The coding region runs from base 1 to 2163 and encodes 720 amino acids.